Molecule: messenger RNA, 1143 nt
Organism: Cicer arietinum (chickpea)
Lineage: Eukaryota; Viridiplantae; Streptophyta; Magnoliopsida; Fabales; Fabaceae
Product: nicotinamidase 1-like
Biological process (GO): pyridine nucleotide salvage
Molecular function (GO): nicotinamidase activity
Source: RefSeq, a predicted model, not a curated record
UAUAAACAAAUCAUAUGCGCCUUUUAAAUUAUAAUUACCUGAUUUGCGUCUUAGUCAACAUCACAAAUAAGAAUAAAAAAACAUACGAAUCAAAAUGGGCUCUCAAUCUCCAACUGUCGUCCACCUGCUCAAGGAGCAAAUCCCAGUGAAACAACAACCUCUUCUUCUCUCCGACAACCUCAAAACUGGUCUCGUCCUCGUCGACCUUGUUAAUGGCUUCUGCACCGUUGGUGCUGGCAAUCUCGCACCGAAAGAACAUGAUGAGAGAAUCUCAAAAAUGGUGGAAGAAUCGGUGAAGCUUUCGAAAAAGUUUGCUCAGAAGAAUUGGCCUAUUUUUGCAUACCUUGAUUGCCAUCACCCGGAUAUUCCGGAACCUCCCUAUCCACCACACUGUCUUAUUGGAUCCGAUGAAGCAAAGUUGGUUCCUGAUCUCCAGUGGUUGGAAAAUGACCCAAAUGCAACACUAAGGUGCAAAGAUUGCAUUGAUGGAUUCAUUGGUUCAUAUGAGAAAGAUGGCUCUAAUGUCUUUGUUGAUUGGGUGAAAAGUAAUCAGAUAAAACAAGUUUUGGUUUGUGGAAUAUGCACUGAUAUAUGCGUGCUUGAUUUUACCUGUUCACUUUUGUCUGCAAGAAAUCGUGGUUUCCUUUCUCCAUUGGAAAAUGUGAUUGUGGCCUCCCAAGCUUGUGCUACUUAUGAUAUUCCACUACAUGUAGCCAAAGCUAGCAAAGAUCUAGUAUCUCAUCCAGAGGCACUAAUGCAUCAUGUUGCCCUUUACAUAGCAUGGGGAAGGGGAGCCCAGAUAGCAUCAGAGGUGUCAUUUGAAUGAAUAAUCGAAAUGGAGUUAAAUGUCGGUAUAUAAAUAAAAAUGAUGUCCAUAUUAUCGUCAAUAACACCAUAUUAGGUGUGGCAUUUAAAAAAACAAUUCGUUCACUGAAAUUGUCUCACGAGGGAAAAGUUUCUCAAGAAGUUUAAUUUUUAAGUUCAUGUUGAUAAUAAUCUCCAGCAAACAGGCACUUAAGUCUUAUCAAUGAUUAAUGUUAUUGGAAUGUGUUUAUACUAGUUAGUGUACUUUAAACUGUACUUUGUAUUUAACCUGUACCCACUAUAGAAUAUAUGUAUAUAAGACCAUUAAUAUUGUGUCAA